CAGAGGGUUGGGGGUUUUUUUUAAAAAAAGGAGCCUGCCCCGCUGCGCAUGCGCGCUUUAAAAACGAAGCCGCGCGAGGAGCCGCCGGGCAGCCCCCAUUGGCUCCCCCCAUCUGCUGUAGAAGGCUGAGAGACCAUCUUGAGAAGAUUCCGAAGGAAGAAGGGGACAUCUGGUCGCACAGCUUUGGGCAACCCUGGGGUAAACAGGAGAAGACGAUGAAGGGGGAACAAGUUCCAGCUGCUUCCCUCAUUGACAGAACCAUCGAGAUGAGGAAAGAAACUGAAGCAAAAAAAGUUGUCUUGGCAUGGGGACUUCUGAACUUGUCCAUGGCUGGCAUGAUUUAUACUGAAAUGUCUGGAAAACUAAUCAGUUCCUAUUAUAACAUUUCGUGCUGGUUACUAUGGUAUGUUGAACUUGCAUUUGCGUCUUUGUUCAGCCUUAAUGCCUUAUUUGACUUCUGGAGGUAUUUUAAAUAUACUAUGGCCCCCACCAGCUUGGUGAUGAGUCCUGGACAGCAGACACUCCUAGGGUUGCAGAAUGCAGCUGUCCAGACCACUCCACCCCGUGAGCUGACGCCAAAGAAAACUCCUCCUUCGACACCUUCUCCUCCCAUCCAGGGGCAGAGCGUGCUGAGUUACAGCCCUUCCCGCUCGCCUAGUGCCAGCCCAAAAUUUUCCUCCAGCUGCAUGUCCGGCUAUAGCCCUCAGCUCCAGGCUCUGUCGGGCAGCAGCUCUGGUUCUUACAGUGCUGCUAUGAGCUACUCCCCAGGCAGCUGCUAUAGCAAGGUCCCCCCUUUUAGCCCUUCCCCAAGCACUUCACCAUACCCCACCAGCAUCGGCCCAAUGGAUAGCAGUGGAAUGAGGUCACGGUAUCGCUCUUCACCAACUGUAUACAAUUCCCCUACUGGCAAGGAAGACUAUAUGACGGACCUCAGGUCUCUGGACAACUUCCUUCGAAGCGAGGAGGAGAAGCUGCACAGAGUUCAGCUGGGAAGCACAGAUUCCAGUUCUCCUUCUAGCAGCCCAACCUUUUGGAACUACAGCCGGUCCAUGGCAGACUAUGCCCAGAUGCUCAGGAAAUUCCAGUACCAACCUGCCUGCAGGUCCCAAGCCCCAUCGGCCCACAAAGAUGAAGCUGAGUUGAGCUCCAAGCAGGUCGCUGAAGAGGUUUGGGCAAGAGUGUCAAUGAGUAGGCAACUUCUGGAACACAUGGACUCCUGGACUGCUAAAUUCAGAAAUUGGAUCAAUGAAACAAUUUUAGUGCCCCUCGUUCAGGAGAUUGAGUCUGUGAGCACUCAGAUGCGGAGAAUGGGGUGCCCGGAGUUGCAAAUUGGAGAUGCCAGUAUCAGCAGUCUGAAGCAAGCAGCCCUGGUUAAAGCGCCACUCAUUCCCACACUGAACACAAUAGUGCAGUACCUGGACCUUACACCAAACCAGGAAUAUUUGGUUGAAAGGAUCAAAGAGCUUUCUCAAGGAGGGUGCAUGAGCUCUUUCCGGUGGAAUCGGGGCGGAGACUUCAAAGCACGGAAGUGGGAUACUGAUUUGCCCACAGACUCUGCAAUUAUCAUGCACGUGUUCUGCACAUACCUUGACUCCAGGCUGCCACCUCAUCCAAAAUAUCCCGAUGGCAAAACAUUCACCUCCCAACAUUUCAUCCAAAUGCCUGAUAAGCCAGACGUCUCCAACGAGAACUUGUUUUGCAUCUACCAGAGUAGCGUCAACCCUCCCCACUAUGAACUUAUUUACCAGCGACAAGUCUACAGUCUACCAAAGGGCAGAAACAACUUGUUCCACACCUUGCUAAUGUUCCUGUACAUCAUAAAGACUAAAGAAUCUGGGAUGCUUGGGCGGGUCAACCUUGGCUUAUCUGGUGUGAACGUUUUGUGGAUUUUUGGAGACUAGCUGCCAGUCCCUGUCGCAGGACACGUGGGGAUAAACACCACGACUUGUGUUUGGGAAGAGAACUCAGCAGCUUGCUGAACUUACUACCUUGAAAGCAUGGUUUGGAUAUAUAAAGCAAGACAUUUGUUUUUUUAAAACUGUAUUUGGAAUAAUAAUGAGAAACUUUCAGCAUCAAAACCAAAUGGUUUCUGUGAAUGACUUCACUUGAGGAUCACAAUGGGAAAGUUGCAUCAUUUCUAGACGGACUGAAUUACCUUUUUGGAUAUCAUUCUGUUGAAUGCGACUGCUGCUUUUAGACGACAACAGGAGGCCUGUUUGCCACACAAACCAUCUGCCUCUGGAGAUUCAUAUAAGCAUGACACCAAGUCGAUAAUGCAUUGCUGAAUUGGAUCCAAACUGUUCAAGUGAGGCUGUGAAUUCUUGGAGGCUGCUUCCAUUUUGCCACGUCAGAAAAAAAGGUCACAUCAGUAUAUCUUAAGUACCAAGGCCCCAAACCACAGAAAUACAUCAAAUCAGGUUUCUUUUGAGUCUUGGUUACAAAGGUAUGUGCCUUUCAUCUCUAGCGCACGAGUGACUUUGUAUGAUCUACGUUGCCUUUUUUUCUUUUUUGAAGUGACAGUACUCCAGCUCCUCUAUCAGCAGCGCAGAACAGCAGGCAAACUUCAUUUUGACACGGCCUUUUCUCCGGGCCCUUGGGAGAUGUAGUAUUUUGGGUUUGGGGGGGUUCAAAUUUCAUGUUUCUACGGGAUUCUGCGAAGUGAACUGCAUCUAAAGCGUAGGGGUUUCCAAUAGUUCAUGGCAUGGAAGUGCUGCUGCCUUUCUUCCCCAACGCAGUCCGAUAAGCAGAGAGCUACAAGAAUGGAACAUCACCCUGCCAUUCCAGCAAAACUGCCCCAUGAGUCCUGUUGCCAAAUAAACCAGUACACUGGUACCUCUACUUACGAGCACCUCUGGUUACGUAUCCUUUGGGAUACGCAUGCAGCAAACCCAGAAGUAUUUAUCUGGGUUUCGCCGCAUGCGCAGAACAGGCACCUCCAGUUGCGAAAACCUCAGGAUCCCACCGGAGCUCCUGAACAGAUCCCAUCCGCAACCGGAGGUACCACUGUAGUUUAUUUUUCCUCCUAGAUUAAGACUGAGUGGUGGGGGGGGGGAGAAGGAUUGGCAUGGAUUGGACACUGCAUGCCUUUGGAUAAUCUGGUAUAUAUGUAUUUUAAUGAACGAAUUCUGCUUCCAGUCACAUCACUGGGGUCUUUCCAGUCUGCAAACAUCUUGGCUGCAGUUGUACUUCUCUUUCCUUGCAAGUGAACAAUUUUGCUGCUCUCUGUGCCUGAUGGUUUUGGAAAGGAAGUAGCGGCUGGAACAAUUGCUGCGCCUUUUUAAAAUUAGGCUUCCCCCGCGAAAAGCUCCCCAACCUUAGCAUGUACAUCUUGGUGCCCAGGCAUUUGACAAACAAAGCUAUAUCAGAAAACUGCACCCUCUUUUAAAAAAUAGGGUGUUCCAAAACAAACCCUAACUCUCAGCAUAAAAUACAAUUCAUUUGCCUUGCAACCACAGCACGCAGGACAAUUUGUAGGUCUAAUUGAAUUAAUUUACCGCUAGAGGUCUGCAGCCCUGCAUCUCUUAAUUCAGUUCUGUGAAACCCUAACCCUCAACAUAUCAACAGAUCUUGUUGUGACCCAGAGCGGCAUAUUUUGUAAGCAAAGCUUCCUUUGUUGCCUUGACAAAGUGUGUUUGUGCUGGAUUUUGCAGGAGAGAACAGGCUGGUGAGAUGGCAGGGGUGGCUGCUUCUGCUUCCAUAGCCACUGGUCUUAAGACCUAUUGCUGUGACAGCAGCUUGUGUGUUACGUUUUUCUGAUCCGAGUCAUUCCUCAGGGAGCUGAAACCUUUGUUGACACCUGUCUUGGUGCUGCCAUUAAAACGUCUGUUUUGAUUUG
Messenger RNA from Podarcis muralis (Common wall lizard), 3835 nucleotides. RefSeq names its product transmembrane protein 209 (gene TMEM209). Lineage: Eukaryota; Metazoa; Chordata; Lepidosauria; Squamata; Lacertidae. The record is from RefSeq and is a predicted model, not a curated record. Gene Ontology annotation, cellular component: membrane.